Messenger RNA from Exophiala spinifera, 747 nucleotides. RefSeq lists its product as uncharacterized. The coding region runs from base 1 to 747 and encodes 248 amino acids. Gene Ontology annotation, molecular function: oxidoreductase activity. NCBI's taxonomy places the organism in Eukaryota, Fungi, Ascomycota, Eurotiomycetes, Chaetothyriales, Herpotrichiellaceae. The transcript has a single exon. The record is from RefSeq and is a predicted model, not a curated record.
AUGACGAACUACAACAUCACCAUCACCAGCGACAUCGUGUGCCCAUGGUGCUACAUCGGGCACACCCGGCUAUCGAAAGCCAUUGCCGAACACAAAAAGACCUAUCCGGACGACAAAUUCCACCUGAAAUAUCUCCCAUUCUAUCUUCAACCACCACCACAACUUACAGCGAACGGCCCUCCGCCACCGCCAUUUCCAGCACCCUCGCGCCCGCGCCGCGAGAUGUACGCUGCGAAAUUCGGGCCGGAGCGCGCCAAACAGAUUGAGGCGAUGAUGCUUCAAACGGCAGCCGGCGAAGGUCUCAACUUCAAGUUUGGCGGCAUGACAGGCGUUUCGCGGAAUGGGCACAGAUUGGUGCGCUGGGCCCAGAAUCAUGGUGGCGAGGACGCACAGAAUGAAGUCAUGCUCGGUCUGUGGCGACGAUACUUCGAACAAGAAGUCGACAUCACUACACUGGAGACGUUGAUUGAAGUUGGCCUCGAAGCUGGUCUGGGCACCAAGGAGGAAAUCAAGGCAUACCUGGAAAGUGGAAAGGAUGGCGAAGAAGUUGACCGAAUCGCCGAGGAGGCCAGGCUGAAGGGAAUCAGCGGCGUCCCAAACUAUGAAAUCAAUGAUACGUGGGAAGUAAGCGGUGCGCAGGAGCCUUUGGCGUUCAGAAGACUGUUCUUGAAAUGGAAAGAUAUGGAGAGCAAAGGUCGGGUCGGUAGCGAUGAUGCGAAGACCGCGAACGGAAAUGGAUGCCUGUAG